Molecule: messenger RNA, 2074 nt
Organism: Pistacia vera
Lineage: Eukaryota; Viridiplantae; Streptophyta; Magnoliopsida; Sapindales; Anacardiaceae
Product: protein NRT1/ PTR FAMILY 4.5-like
Exons: 6
Coding region: 52-1830 (592 amino acids)
Biological process (GO): transmembrane transport
Cellular component (GO): membrane
Molecular function (GO): transmembrane transporter activity
Source: RefSeq, a predicted model, not a curated record
AGCGUCAUGAAACAGUACAGACCGUUACAUACACUUGACUAACAAGAGGAGAUGGAGGACUUGAAUGAUAAUAAUGCCGGCGUCAAAGAUUUCAUCUGUCAACCAAUGAAGAAUACGCAGAGACAAGGCGGAUUUAAAGCUACGUAUUUCAUCUUUGCAAUUAUGGUUUUGGAUAACAUAGGCUUUGUAGCCAACAUGGCUAGCCUGGUCUUGUAUUUCUUGUUGAUCAUGCACUUCGAUCUCUCUGGUUCAGCUACAACUACUACUAACUACUUGGGUACCACAUUCUUGCUCACACUUGUUGGAGGCUUCAUUUCAGAUACUUAUAUGAAUCGCCUCAAUACUUGUCUGCUCUUUGGUGUAGUUCAGUUGCUGGGGUACUUGUUGCUGAUUAUUCAAUCCCAUUAUUCUAAACUGCAACCUCAGCCAUGCGGGAAGACUAGCUGUGUGGACGGUACUAAAGCUCUUCUUUUCUAUGUUUCAAUAUGCUUGCUGGGACUUGGAGGAGGUGGAAUCAGAGGGUCGGUUCCAGCUUUAGGUGCUGAUCAGUUUGACUACAAGGAUCCCAAAGAACGCUUGCUUAUAGCCACUUUCUUCAACUGGUUUUUGCUAAGUAUAACAAUUGGAGCUACAAUUGGGGUCACUUUUGUAGUGUAUGUAAGCACAACAGUGGGAUGGGAUAUAGGUUUCAUAAUUUCCAUGUCUUGCUCUUUUGUUGGUCUUAUCUUUGCUGCAUUAGGAAAGUCAUUUUAUCGAGUCCGAGUGCCAGGAGAUAGUCCAUUGUUGAGGAUUCUAGAGGUCUUAGUGGUCAGUGUAAAGAACUGGCGGACACAAGUGCCUCAGAACUCGGAUGACUUAUAUGAGUCUGCUUCAAGGGGAGAGCUCAUCCCCCGCACCAAACAAUUCGGAUUCUUGGACAAAGCAGCCGUUCUCCCCAAGGGCUUGAUGCCAGGAAAAUGGAAAGUUUGCACAGUGACACAAGUUGAAGAAGUGAAGAUCCUAGCAAGGAUGAUGCCAAUCCUUCUAAGCACUACCCUCAUGAACACAUGCUUAGCACAGUUGCAAACCUUUUCUGUCCAACAAGGAACCAUUAUGAAUACAAGUCUUGGCAGUUUCCAAGUCCCUCCAGCCUCCAUUCCCGUGAUUCCUUUGGUGUUCAUGUCCCUUCUUAUACCUGUUUAUGAAUUUGGUUUUGUUCCUGUUUUGCGGAAAGUGACAGGCCACCCCAAUGGCAUAACACACCUGCAAAGGGUGGGAGUUGGGCUUAUCCUCUCAGCCAUUUCAAUGACUAUAGCUGGAAUUGUAGAGGUGAAGAGAAAGCAUGAAUUUGUCUACCACAAUCACCGUAUUAGCCUCUUUUGGCUUUCUAUUCAUUAUGCAAUCUUUGGAAUAGCUGACAUGUUCACACUUGUUGGACUAAUGGAGUUCUUUUAUAGUGAGGCUCCUGCUGGCAUGAGAUCUCUAUCCACUUCUUUUUCCUGGCUCUCUCUAUCUAUCGGUUACUACUUGAGCUCAGUUUUCGUUGGGGUUAUUAACUCGGUGACUAGUAAUUUUACAAAAAGCAAGAGAGGGUGGCUUCAAGGGCUUGACAUGAACAAAAACCAUGUGGAACUAUUCUACUGGUUCUUGGCAAUUCUAAGUGUUGUUAAUUUUGGAAAUUAUAUCUUUUGGGCUAAAUGGUACAAGUAUAAAAAAGAUAGUCCCGUUGAUCAAGAAAGACUGAUCAAAACAGGGCCUGGUCGCAUGGAUGAGUCUCUGUCAUUCUCUACUACAAGUGGUUUAAGCUUUGUGUCUAAGCAGCAAGAAGUUAAAGAAGCAAACCCAACUUAAACAAUAUGCAUGGACCUUGUACUACGAGUUAGGAUAAUUUAUAAGGCAUAAUUUAGAAAUUACCGGAUUAAUGAUGAGUUAGAAAUUUGGGACUAAAUUAAAGCAAGAUAUACUUGCGCAGUAAUCAUAUGAUGUGUGCAGAAUUUCUAGUAUGUGAAUCAAAGCAUCAACUUUACCCAAGAUUGUAAUGACUAUAUAUAUAUACCGAUCUCCCACUUUCUCAUUUCGCAUGUUUGACACAUAA